Molecule: messenger RNA, 5818 nt
Organism: Phlebotomus papatasi
Lineage: Eukaryota; Metazoa; Arthropoda; Insecta; Diptera; Psychodidae
Gene: Ufsp2
Product: probable Ufm1-specific protease 2
Exons: 2
Coding region: 193-1932 (579 amino acids)
Source: RefSeq, a predicted model, not a curated record
GAAAACAUUUUUUUUCUUGUCAUUUCUCUUGUUUUCAUAAACAAAUUGCCACGUUUUCUCUGGCUAAAAGUACCCUGGAAAUUAUCUUGCUAAUCUCUGCUCACAAUUGAGGACCUUUGCUGUUUGUUGGAUAAGAGAAACCUGCGAAAUUAGCAGUAUUUUGUGACUGAGAAGUGCUAUUCUCUGAGCAUCAUGAGUCCCAAGCUGAGCUUCACAAAAAACCUCUUCCAGCGCUUGAAGACGGUGAAGACAUCCUUCAGAGGCUGCCUGUAUGGGGUGAGAACUGAGGAGUGUCUCUUGGUUCUGGGUUUCGUUGUCAGCAAUACAUUGGAUGAUGGAUCCUUUUCCGGGGUUGAUAAAGCUUUCACUGCCGUGGAGAAUAACUUGCCGGCUGGUGUUGAUUUCUGCGGAUACAUCGUCGUGGGAGAGGUCCUGGAGGCCGGAAAGUCCUUCGAAGGUAACACAGAUGUUUCACAUUGCGCAUUGUUAACUUGUAGUACUGAUAUGGAGCAAGUAGCUGCGGGGUUUCUUGUCAAGGGCGUCUUCCGGGAGUUUGCAUAUGAUACUCUUGAAUAUGGGGAAGUUAUCGAAAGAUUGUACCUGGUUAGAACUCAGUACAAAGCCAAUUUAAUGGUAGAAUUGACGGAAGAUUGUGUGAGGGCUGUUUUCAGGGAUUUGAGGAAGAAAUUCUCUUCCGGAAGGCUUCAUUUUUCUGCAAGAAAUUCAGAUAUUUAUGUCAGUUCUGAGGUUUCAAGGGGAGAAGUUAGUCAGGGAGAUGUCCCAAAUGUUGAGGUUAUUUUUGCAGAGAUAAAUAGGAAUCCGGAAGGAUCUAAGGCAAAGGGGAAGAAAGAGACAUUUUCUGACUACCGGGUAAUUAAUAUUGAUGUCAUGGUUAACAAAACCGAACUGAGAGAUGAAUUCUCAAAUAAGAGAUGUGUCAGGGUUAAGUUUAGUAACGCUCAGAAGUAUUCCAUUCCUCUGAUUCUCGAAGGGAUGUCCCUGGUUCCCAAAGAAACGGACACAAAUGAGCUCUAUCACGUCCUGGUGGAGAGUUUGUCCCGGAAUUUAUCCCUUGUGGAGGAAACUCUUCUUGCCAGUUUAGACAGGGAUGAAGACUUUCUCUCUUUGAGGUCGUACAAUGUCAAAAUGCAUGAUUUUGGGCAUAGUUUUCUGUGCGUCUGGCCACAGAAGAUUGACGAGAGCAAGCCUGUCCUUAAGGACCGUCGAAGGCUCUUCCAUAAAACUUUCGGUUUGCCCCUGACGCGGCCCUAUUUCCGCCGCAAAAACGUCCUUCCCGAGGCGGAUGGUCAAGUUCUGAUGAACACGCACCUUGGCCUGAAAUCUUCUCCCAAUCAGUACCUAGUUCAGGGUACUUACGGGUACUAUCACUACAUGCAGCAGAAUUACAAUGAUUCAGGCUGGGGUUGUGCCUAUCGCUCUUUCCAGACCAUCUUCUCCUGGUUCAGAUAUCAGGGUUACACUGAAAAGCCCAUUCCCACUCACUAUGACAUCCAGGAAGCUCUGGUUAGCAUGGGAGACAAACCCAGAGCUUUCCUAGGAUCCACUCAGUGGAUUGGAUCGACUGAGGUGUCCCUAUGCCUAGAGAAAUUCCUCAAUAUCACCUCCCGGAUAAUGUUUGUGCAAUCAGGGAAGGAUUUGGGGGACAAAGGUGCCGAAUUGGCAAUGCAUUUUGAGUCCCAGGGAACGCCCAUUAUGAUUGGGGGCGGAGUCCUAGCUCACACAAUAAUUGGGGUGGAUUACAAUAGAGAAUCCGGUGAAACGAGAUUCCUAAUCCUCGAUCCCCAUUACACUGGAGCCGAAGAUCUCCAUACCAUUCAGCAGAAGGGUUUCUGCAAUUGGAAGACUGUCAAUUUCUGGGACAAAAAGACAUUCUAUAAUCUCUGCAUGCCCAUUAGACCAAUUGAAUUCUAAUUCAAAGAACACAAAAAAUCAGUACGGUAUUUGGGAAAAAAAAGAAACCUUGCUCAAUUGCUUCUGUUUCAAAAAAUAUAUUUCUACAAUUUUUGUAUCUUACAUUUGCCAAGAAAAAUCAGAAAAUAUAUAUUUCUUUGGAUUCCCCUCAACAAUGAGAGUUUUACUGACUUGCAGUGAAAGCCUAAAGUCACAUUUUGAAUGGUAUUCUAGUCUACGAUGGACAAAAUUCUCCUAUUUUUGGUUAGGUUAUUCAUAAAAUUGAGGUUAUGUUGGUCUUAACCUAAAAAUUUGUGCAUUUUUUAGAGAAAUGACUUCAGAAUAAAUUAAUUUAUUUGGUGGAUUAACCAUCAGUCAUAUUCAUUUCAAAUCAUCAAUUUAUAAAAUUCUCAUUACUUUUGUAAAUUUUCUUAAACAAUUUUGAAAUACUUUGUAUAUUUCUAACCUAGGAAAACAUAACCUGUUUUUUCUAUUUUUGUUUUAAAGAAAAUAAUUUUUUUCGUCCUUUGAGUUGCCAAAUUAUUUUAAAAAAAUAACAUUAAGAGCUUUUUCAUUUAAAUUAAAGUGCAACAUAGCCUUAUUGUUGAAUAAAGCUGUCUACACGUUAGACAAAUUAUUGAAAUAAUAGCACAUCAAAGUAACAUUGAAAAGAAACUUCAAUAUUGAAGCAAAUAUUGAAAGCAAUAUUACAAUAAUUGCCUACACACUGAACAAAUUGACUUCAAUAUUAAAAACACCAGUCUAGUCAACGAUUCACAGAUCUUCUGGGAUUUUCUUCCGUAUUUUGUCAAGAACACCCAAAAAUAACCAAAUUGGUCAGAAGAUUUCUCCAGCUUCGUCCAGGAAAUCCCAGAUCUUCUGGAAUUUUCUUGUAUAUUAUGCCAAAAAUACUUCAGAUUGGAAACAAAAGCCAAAUAGAAGUAAUAACUUGAAUUCUCACAGACUGUCACGAUCAUGCUUCGUAUCAUACCGUAGGAGAGUUUAUCAUCGCGAGUAAAAGGAUUGGCUUGUGGCCACAGCCACAAGCCUUCUUUCCCUCUGUAGGAUUCCAUUUCGUAUCAUAAAAUUAUACUUAUAUGAAGUGCUUUGGGCAUAAUGAACAAGAAAAUCCCAGAAAAUUUGGGAUUUCCUGGAGGAAGCUCCAGGAAUCCUCUACCCACCGAACGUAUCUCACUGGUUUUUGACAUAAUUUUCAAAAAAAAUCCAAAAAGAUCUGGGACUUCUGGAGGAAGCUCCAGGAAUCCUCUGACCACAGAAAGUAUCUGAAGUGGUUUGGGAAUAAUAUACAAGAAAAUCCCAGAAGACUGGGAUUUUCUGGAGGAAGCAGAAGAGAUGUGUCUUGACUUGGAUUUUGAUCUGGGAUGUGUUUUCAUUCAUGACAAAGGAAAAUCCGGCAGUUCUGUGAUGUUGUGAAAAUAUUGAAGGAAAUAUCAAAUCAAUUUGAUAUUUAGAAUUUCUUUGAAAUUUUAUUUCAAUGUAACUUUGAAAUUUUUUAUUGACAUAAUUUGGCAUAGUUUGUAGCCAUUUAAAAUAAUGAAAUAAAAUUUUCCAUAUUGAAACAAAUAUUUCAAUAUUUGCCUACACACUGGACAAUUUUCUUCAAUAUUGAAACAUUUAUGACAAUAAAUCUUGCAAUCCUUGUCAAUAUUUGAUAUUGAAAAAAAUAUUUCAAUAAAUUAUGUCUAAUGUAGGUAUAGCCAGCUUAAGAGAUUGAACGUCGAUGCUUUAUUCUCUUGUAAUUAAAAGGUUAACUUUAGCAGUAAGAUUAUGUGGAACAAAACGAAUGAUAAAUCAAAAUAUUUUUUACCAAGCAUUGUGUAGCAUACUUUAAUUUUUAAUUACAGUAGAGUCCCUCAAAUCUGAAUCUCCCAAAUUCGAACGACGGACGGUAGAAUUUGAAAUGUCAAUUGUGGGGUUAUGUUAAAAAGUUCGUGUUGUGGAUGAUAGAAAAUCAUUUUUCUGUGCUACUUCCUGAAUAUUUACAUACAUUAUGAGCAAAUAAAAUGAAGAGGAAGUUCGCCACUAAGAAGAAUUGUGAGAAAGUACGGGUAUUGGAUUCAAAGUACAAUUUAAUCUCACAUAAAUUCCGUUAAUUUUGAAAAUAUCGUUCGAAUUUGAGAGGUGAGAAAUGUCAAAAAAUCCCCCUGAGCGUUCGAAUUUGCAAGACUCUGCUUUGAGGUUAUGUUAAGCCUAACCUCAAAAAACUAAAACAAUUUGUACAACCGAAGCUUUUAGUCCAAUAAAAUAAUCGUUCACUCGAUCAGUAAACAAUUCUAUUUUUUCAGAGUGAAUUAUAAUUUAUGCGCGUCAAAAAAAGAACUAAAAAUUAUUUUAAUUUAAAUUCGAACUUUAGGAACAUAACAGAAUUCACUGAGUAUCUAAUAAUUUCUAAUUACUUUUAAUAAUGCAGGUCUGCAAAAUUUUAGAUCUUUUAGAAAAAUUAUUUUUUUUUACUUUCAAUUUGAAAGAAGAAAUACAAGCAAAAUUAAGAAAAUUAGUGAUUUACUGCAAUGCUCCGAGCGGCAAUCUUUAGAAGUUCGAAUGUGCUAACAAGUCUUUAGAAGAAAAAAUUGUUUAUAUUGCUUUCCUGCACUGAGAGAAAUCCGAAAAAGUUAAAAUAAGAUUCCGGAAAUGUUUAUUUUACCCUGCAGUAUUGAUCCAAAAUCGGUGUAAAUAUUAUGCUUUUUAGGUGUAUUAGGGAUUAAAGUUACCCCUUUUCAUAUUAAUUUUACCCUUAAAAAGAUGUAAAAUUAACAUUAAAAAAUGUUGAUAUAUUUUUACACCUUAAAAAUGUUAAAGUUACGAGGAAAAAAUGUUAAUCGCACCGCCGUUUUUCUCUCAGUGUUGACACAUUUAGAAUUUUUGAAGUGGUUAAUCUUUUUUUAGGUUAGGUCACAUAUAACCUGAAAUUCUAGAAUAAAUUCAUCAUCUAAAGGCCCUUUGUCUUUAAUAAUUUGUGACCCGUAACAGGUCAAUGUUUUAUCACUAAUAUGGCGAUUUUUAAUACAAGUUAACCUGAUCAAUAAGUCUUCUAAAUGCUCUAUAACCACAAUCUCGUUUUUUGUCUUUUUUUAAAUUUUCAAUUAGAAAUAACCAAUUAAAUAUUUUAAAUGAUAAAAUUUGUGUUUUAUGCUAUACAUUUGAUUGAGGUUAUGCUCAACAUCCAACACAACUUUGAGUCUUAAAAUAACCUUAUGAUCAAGAUGGAGAAUUAAGUCCAACAGUAAGAAAAAUUUCUAUUAAUUAAGUAAAGGUUAAGUCGCAAAAUAAAGUAAUUAGAUUUGAAAAUUUCGAAAUUUCGCAAACAGUUUUAUGUUAAAAAUAAUCUGACAUUCAAAUUGCUUUUUGUGAGCAUUUUAAAGCAGUUUCAAGUCAUUUUUCAAUUGAUUUGAGGUUAUGAAAAUAUAACCAAAAAAUUGAGAUGAUAUUAGCGUACACAUAAUAGAUUCUGUUUUAGAAAUCUUGGAUACGAGAAAUUGUUAUUACUAAACAUAUAAGAAAUAUUCAGUCAAAGGGAUAUUUCACUUUUUUAACCUUGACUUAACCUUUAGUUUAUCCAAGAAAUUUUCCGAACAGAUCAACUUGGAUAAAGAUCAAAUGAUUAGCUUCCAUAAAAUCCGUGUAUUGCUCUUAAAAGAAAUCUUGUUCGAAAGAGUAUUUGUGAGUGUUUCAAUUUAUUGUUCUUUUUUUUUAAGUCUCUAAGGCCAAUCUUUAUCCAAGAAUUGAUCGAUAUCCUUUAUCCAAAAAAAAAACACCAUUCCACAUUGGAUAACGCUGUAUAAUAAAUAUCCUACAUCUAUAAAGGUUUUUUUCAACAAAAAUAAAAUAAAUUUUUUGUAUAAUCUGUAUAGCAUUUAAAACUAAAUAAAAUUUGUUUACGUUAUUA